Molecule: messenger RNA, 1170 nt
Organism: Exaiptasia diaphana
Lineage: Eukaryota; Metazoa; Cnidaria; Anthozoa; Actiniaria; Aiptasiidae
Product: ATP-dependent helicase SGS1
Exons: 2
Coding region: 193-1170 (325 amino acids)
Biological process (GO): double-strand break repair via homologous recombination
Cellular component (GO): chromosome; cytoplasm; nucleus
Molecular function (GO): four-way junction helicase activity; 3'-5' DNA helicase activity
Source: RefSeq, a predicted model, not a curated record
UUGCUGUCUAGCACCGGUAGAGAUAUUCUAAGCGAUUCUACCUUCAAAAGCAAGCUUGUUGGAGUAGCCAUCGACGAAGCACAUUGCAUAUCGCAUUGGGGACUUUCAAAAAACAAGCAAGGGAAUAUCUUUCGUAAAUGGUAUGGUUGUCUUGGAGAACUGAGGUCUCUUAUUCCUGAACAUUGUCAUUUAAUGAUUUUAACUGCAACUGCCACAACAUCAACAAAGAAGGAAAUUUUGGAGUCGCUACACCUGGAACGGUCCGAAGUAUAUUUCAUUGAACAARGUCCUAAUAAGAAAAACUUGUUUUACAGUAAACAAUAUUUGGACAAAAAUCAACCUCUAGAAAAUCAACUGGGAUCUCUAAUCAAAGAAGUGCAAAGAAACGGCAUUAAAACUGAGAGAACAAUAAUCUAUUGUCAAACUAGAAAGCAAUGCUCUGUAAUUUACAGGGUAUUUGAAAUUUACCUUUCACAAGAAUUAUAUCAUGGCAAGAAAUGUCCAGAAAAUCAAAUGGUACAAAUGUUCCAUGCYGGYMCACCAAAACCUGUCAAGGACUUCAUUUCUCACAACAUGGCUCAAAGCAACGGACAUAUUAGAGUUUUAAUUUCAACUGUGGCUUUUGGAAUGGGCGUAGACUGCAAGGAGAUAAGACGYGUUGUUCACUUUGGUCCACCGAAGACAGUGGAAUCAUAUGUACAAGAGUGUGGGAGAGCGGGACGUGAUGGCCAACCAAGCUGUUGUGUUCUUUUGUUCAAUGGUCUAACUUCUGUUCAUUGUGCUGAAACAAUGAAAGCUUUUCUGGAAAGUGAGAACUGCCUUCGGAAAGAUUUGAUGUUCCAUUUUGGUUUCGAGAAAGAACCAGCUCUGCCCACUUUGCAUGAAUGUYGUAAUAACUGUGCAAAGAGAUGUGAUUGCAAAAACAAGUGUGACAAGGAGAUAUGGAGUCCUUUCAGUGAAUUCUCAGAGAACAAAAGUACUAGAAGAAAAUUAUGCAGAAUGGUGAAUUCUGAGGAAAAGCAUCAACUGAARCAGGAGUUGCUAAAAUUCCAAAAGAGCCUCAGGCAAAAGAACUUGGAAAGCAUGGUUACCUGUCCGAAUGUUUUAUUAGAAUUUAAUGUCUUCCACAUCAACCAAGUACUAGACUAUGGUGGCCUAGGACUGCCAUAG